GAGCUACGAUAAAAAUAAAUAAACAAUAACAUGAACUAGUUUUGCUACCGUUUGAUAUAUCAUGAAUUUAUAGCAUAAUUUUUAUGUAGAUUGUUUAGUGUUCUGGGAAAAAAACAAGUAUUUUUUAAUAUUUUUAAUUAAUAUUAUGAAAGAAGACCUAUGAUAGAUAGGUGUAACGUUUUUAGCAGCUAAAUCUUACUUUUUUUUUUUUUUUUUAUUUUUUCCUUUUGCUGUUUUUUUUUUUUUUUUUUUUUUUUACUUAUGCCUUAUGCCGUUAUUCUUUCUUUAUGCUCUCAAGCCACUGCUGACUGAAUGACUGACGGACGGGGAACUGACUACUGACUCUCACUCUAUCACUCUCAAUCUCAGUAGUCUAAAUCUCAGUAGUCUCAGUCUCGACUGAGUUUCAGUCUCGAUUGAUGAGUGUCCACUCAGUGUUUUCAAAAUAACGGAUAAUGGAUAAUGUGACGUAUGAAGUUAAAGCCUAUUUUAAUUUUCUCACGUUUUUAUUUACCAUGACUCAUGCGUCUUCAGACUCUUCAUGCAUGACAUCAAUGGCAUGCCAUUUUAAUUAAUACAUGACCUUAGUUAAUUAAUAAGUUGUUAAGUUUAUUAAAAGAACUGAAUUCUAAAUUAUUUCCUAAUUUAUUCAUUUCUUUUUUUGAAGAAACACUACAUUAUCUUUAACUUUAAGUCAAUGGUUAGCUUUAGCAGUUUGAAUUUAAGACAUAAUUGACAUAUAUUUAUAUUUAUUUAUAGUGAUAUCAUAAAAAUAUAACAUAAUUUAUAGCAUCAUUUCAUUAUUAUAAAUUAGUAAAUUGCCCAAUUACCAAUUCUAACUCUAACAAUAAUAAAUUAAUUUGGCUAGUGUUGAUUCGGCAUGCCUCUUAAGCCUUAAAUUUCUGUGUAGGAUUCUCUCCUAUAUGACGUUUGUUUAUACUUGGAUUGUUACUAGAGUUAAAGUUUCUUUUUUAAAUAUUUAUUCACCGAUGGAUCAUUGUAAAUUAAUAUUUCAUUGUGUGGUUAAUUAUAAUUUGUCAAACGAGAUUAAAAUGAGGCUAAAUUUUGUAGCACACAUGUUUUAGUUGAGGGAAGGGAGUGGCCACAGGUCAUUGACAAUUUUCACCACAUAACAAUAAAGUAAUAUAGUGUGUAAAAAUGUGUUCUAAGAAUCUUUAAGUUGAGUUUUCAAUUUUUUAUAUUGUUUUUCUUCCUUUUUACACUUUUCUCACCACAGUGUGUAACUGUAGCACACAGGUUUUAGUUGAGGGAAGGGAGCGACUGCAGGUAAUUGACACUUCUUACCUCAUAUCUGGAGGGAUACAAUAAAGUUGCUAUAUUAGCCAUGAAAUUAAUGUGACAAUUAAAUUGAAAAUUUUGUUUCUAUUUUCGUUUCUCUUGGUAAAUUGCUGAAAUCUUUCCCAUCCCCAUUUUAGCAGAUGUGUGUUUGCACUAUUUUUUUUUAAACGGCCACCAUCUUGGUUGCCAUACACUCUGGCGCCAAGCCAACCAAGAUUGUGGCAGUGGGAAAUGAGUGGCAUGCCAAACCAACAUUUACCCUUAAUUUAAUUAUUAAUAAUUAUGAGUGAUAUCAGACCAUAACAUCCAAAUAUAGUCCUAGUUAUAUUCAGAUUAUUUUAGUUACCAUUGCUAUUAUAAUGAUUGCAUUUAAACUGAUUAAUUAUUUAAAAGACUUAGACCUAAGAGAAUGUAAGAAAAGCUAUGGAACUCGUCUGAAACUAUUUUCAAUAUCUUAGAUAUGUGAAUUAAUAUAUAAAUUACCUUAUAAUAAUGUAUAUUGCAUGUGGCGCAGACAUGUAAACAUCAACUUAUAUUUUUUUAAAGUCUUUUUCAGCUGAAUAAAUUAUUUGUUUUUGCAAAGUAGGUGAGCAAAGAUAUCCAUAGAAGGGCUGGUUACAACAGGAAUGCAUAUUAUGGCAAGAAGGGGGGUUUUAAGUGUCAAAUUAAACCAGGAUCAAGGUGGGUCUAAAUUUCAGAUCUCAAACUCUCAGCUUGAUAUGUCUCUCCCAACUGCUGUAUAACUAAUGUCUGUCUAUAUAAAGAAGGAAGUUAUUAUCAGAAAUUAAUUCUCAUUACCAUAAAAUGACUAUUAAUUGUAUCUGUUUAUUACUCUGUGUCAGUGUGCCUGAGAUUAAUUGUAUACUUGCAGCCUAUCUAUCAAAUACAAAAAUGCAACAGUGUGAUUGAUAAUUUUAUAUGCAGGAUGUCAAUUGACAUUGUAAUUGAUGAUGUCAUUUUUUAAUGAUGUUAUUUUUAAAGAGUACUUUACUUGUGCAACGGAAGAUGGCCUUCGAAUAUUUCAUAUGGACCCCCUUGUACAGACCCAUCAUAUUGGUUAGUGGGUUUUCAUUUCAUAUACUUUUUUAUUCAUUAAUAGGCCUAUUUAAACAAAAAUCUGUAAAUUGAAAACAAUAAUCGAACAUAGAAAAUUUUCUAUUAAAUAGUCUUGAUACAAUAACAUUUUAUAAAAAAAUGAGAUUUAAGAAUAAAAAAUCGUAUACAAGAUCAUAAUAUUUUUCAUAUUUUAUUUCUCUUUAAUAUUGAUCAGAGAUGUCUUAAAAAGAAUUUUUAAUGUAAUGUUUAUUUAAAAAAUAAAAAUGUAACAUUUAUUUUAUACUAUAAUUUAUAGUAAAUUAUUUUCAGUCUAAAAAUGUAUAAAUUUCAUUUCUCAAGCAGAAGCUUCCAAAAUUGGCAGCAUUCGCAUUGCUGAGAUGAGGUUAAGAUCCAACAUUGUUGCCUUCGUUAGUGGAGGCUCACGUCCAUUAUAUGAUGACAGAACAGGUAAACUUUAUUUCAGUCCUGUCCCUAAGUAAAAUGAAAAGAAAAUGUAUUUGUUCAUGGGAUGUUAAAAAUCAUAACAUAAACAUGAGAAAAUUGAAUGUCUUUAUGAUGGUUAUUUAGUUACCAUUAAUUCAGAAUUGUGUGUUCUCUAUUUAUAAAUAAUUUUCAAGCUAAAAGUUAAAUUACACUAAGUUAAUGUAAAAAUAGUUUCCUACUAUUACACUAACCAUGUUACAAUGAAAAAAAGUGAAGACUUUAAUAACUUAUUGACUAUUUCUGUGUUUAGUUACUUUAUGGGAUCUGCAAAAAGAGACAGCUGUAUCUAAAGUCGUUUUGAAGGAGCCAGUGCUAGAUGUUAAAAUGACCACUGACAGGUCAGGAGAAUUUUUUAAGAAAAUCAAAUUCUUAUAAGAUAUCUUCUAAGGUUAUAAUUAACUUUAUAGUCAUUAAAUAUAAAGAGAACCCUUAAAAUUAUUUUUGCUUUGUUGGCUAUUAUUUUUGGCAAUAGUAAUUUGUAUUUGGCUUUCAAAAGUUAAAAUAUCAUACACACAUUGGAUUUGAAACUUAAUGAUUAGUAAAACAUUUUUUACAGUGAAUUAAUUCUUAUGGAAGUAAUGAGUGUUUGUAAAUUUCAAUUGCAGAUUGCUGGUAAUACUUCGUAGCAGAAUCAUUUUGCUUUCUUUUCCUGGUGGGGAAACUUUAUCAGAGCUAAUCUCUAGAGAUAAUCCAAACGGUAUGCGAUAAUGAUAAUAAGUGGGAAGAGACUGCAGUCAGUUUUAGAAAGAAGGAAAUGUGUGAAACAAAGUAUCGUAAAACCUGAAAAGGAUGCAUCAAAGCAAUGAAAGUGUCUGCAAGAAGCCGUCUUCAGCAAACAAACAAUGACUAACACAAAUAUAAAAUUAAAACUUGUCUUUUUUAUCUGAGUUUUUGUAUCUGAGAGGACAGCAAGAGGAAUGUGGUAGACCAUUAGUUGGUAAGAUAGUUAAUAUAGUUGGCCGGGGGGGGGGGGUGAGUAAGUCCAUGGGCAAGUAAAAAGGAAUAAGUGGAGUAAAGAUAUAACAAAUGAAGGAUAAAAUUACAUUCAUGCCAUGUUGUUCUCAAGGUCCCAUAAAUGUGUAAUAGGUUUUCCUUUAAGUUCAGGCUAGCAGACAAUUUUGUACAGGAAACGAUGGCGGUAAUUGACAAAUUUCUUGUGCUCUUGUGGUCGCUUCUAUUAAAGUGUUUUGAGAUAGGACAGUGUUUAGCUUGCGCAAUAUUUCUUAGGUGUUCAGAUCAUCCGUCUGAUAAGGUACAUGGCAGCGAGUACAAACAAUGGGCAAUGAUGUAGAUAAAAGUGCAGCUUGUGCAAAGGAAACCGUCAUAGAGAAGGGAAUGUAUUGAGUCUGGAUGACAAAAGGACAAGUGUUAAAAUGGCUUAAUCUAUCUUCAUGGCUUGGUUCCAAAGUGGGAGGGGGUAGCGCAGAGUUUGCUAAAAGCAAGGAGAUAUCAUCGAGUCUUAUAUCUUCUGAGCACAAUUUUCAGAUUUCAAGAAAAUGUUGUUAGUGUCAGGAAAGGGGAGGAAACUGGUUUUGUUAAGAGAUUGUGGGUAUGAUAAGUAAGAAAAAGUUUAGUCCUGUCUCCAUUGUGACUCAGACGUGAUCUGAAGGCUUAAGCACCAAGUGAUGAUUUUAACCUGUUGAAAGGCUGAUAAAUGUACUGUCUUGAGGUAGGACCUACAUCAGAAAGAGUCGACCAUCUCAAGUACCUUGCCCAAAAGUUAUCCUCAGAAUGUUCAAGUUGAUGAAGACAAAGUAGUUGAGAAAAGGAAAUUGGACCCUUACAGGAUUUAGGGUGGAAGCAGAGUAGAGUAAAUAGCUGUGGCUGUCAGUAGGUUUUCAUUAGGCGUAGAUGAGGAAGCUUGUCUUUUUGAACUGUAACCAUAAUGCCCAAAAAGUUAACCGAGAUCUCAGAUAACUUUGAUGUGAAUUUAAUGGAGGGAUGGUAAGCGCAUACAAAGUUGAUGAAUAGGUCAAAUUCGCUCCUCUCCAAGGGGGUCAUCCCAUCACCACCAAUUUGUUGCAUCAUUUUCUUCAGCUCUUACCGUAUCUUGUUUCACACAUAUCCUUUUAUGUUACGUCUUUAUUCAUGUCACCCUUUUUUAUUAGACACUUAGUUAUUGAUUUAUUGAAUCUCUUUAAAACUAUAAUUUAUAAUGUAUACAUUUAUAUAAAAAUAUAAACUAUUGAAAUGAUCAUGUGCAGAAUGUUGCCCUUUUUUUCUUUCACAGCUGUCUGUGCCGUUGCACACCAUGCCAGAAAAGUCGUCUUUCCUUCCAGAAAAAGCAGAGGAAGCAUACAAAUAGAGGUUCAGUUUUUAAAAUUAAAUACAAAGUAAAAAUUUACAAGUCAAAAUUAACUAUAUAAGUUUAAUAACAGAGCUUUGUUUCUAAUUUUAGAAGUUAGCAUCAUUUUGUAUGGUUUGGAAAGGGGGGGGGGAUUUGGUGAUGCAAGUGUACACAUUUUUUUAAAAGACGUUUAAUUUUGUAAUUCAUGCACAAAAGCCAUGUUUACUUUGAAUUAUGUUUUUCUAUCAAUCCACUGGUCACACUUAGCGUAGCUAAUCUCAAAGAAGCUGAUGUACAAACUUCUCAAUGUGGUUCUGGGCUUGCUUUGUUCUAAAUGUGGGGCAAGGUGGCAUAUUUUGAUUAAAAUAUGACAUUUUCUCUUCUAAACUUGAAUCACUUAAAAAACAACAAAGUAACAAAGAUAUGUAUUUUCAACUUGCAAACUUACUGAAAGGAUUGACUUUUAACUGAUUUAAAUAGAUGAUUAUUUCAACUUUUAAGGCUAUUUUUUUUUUUCUAUUGUUCACAGUUAAUUUUGCCCUGGAUUCUCAUAUAUGCAUUAUUAAACUAAGAACCUAACUGGGCCCCGCACACACUAAGCAACAAAGUAAGAAAGAACAAUGGCCUCCUUGUCACACACUAAGCAACAAAGUAAGAAAGUACAAUGGCCUCCUUGUCACACGCUAAGCAACAUAGUAAGAAAGAACAAUGGCCUCCUUGUCACACACUAAGCAACAAAGCAAGAAAGAACAAUGACCUCCUUGUCACACACUAAGCAACAAAGUAAGAAUGACCUACUUGAUUCACGUUGGCUGUUCAGUUAACUGUAAACGGAUAAUGUUUUCUAUUGCAAUAGGAUCUAGACAAAGAUGAUUCAGCAUCACAGAGCAAGCCACCCUCCAUAGUCCAGGCACACAGCAAUGACAUAAUAUGUGCGGCCAUCAACUCUGCUGGGGACUGCAUAGCCACAGCUUCUACUCAGGUAUCUUUAAAAAUUGCUGGUGCAAAAGUUUUAUCAAGCCUGCGUGGUGGUAAAAAAACAACCUGAAGCAUCUUAUCCAUGGUUAAAUCCUUAACCUGCUGUCUGAGAUACCUUUAACAUAUACCCUUACCAUUUGUCCAUUAAUGGAGCAGAAUUUCUUUCUUUCUGAGUUUUGUGUAUUAAACUUCCUCUAUUUGAUUCAGCUUGAAUAUAUAUCUUUUUCAGGGAACCAAUAUUCACCUUUACCAUGUACAUAGCAAAGGAAUCACAAAACUUCGCAGAGGUUUAGACAAGGCAAAUAUCUAUUGGUAAUUUAGAUGUAUUUCUUUUUGAACAUAUUUUUUAUACCCUGCAGUUUAAAAUAUUUAAAAGCUAUUUUGAAUGUAUGACAAUGAUUUAAGGUACAUAAAAUAUAAGUUUUUCAUACAAACAUAACCUGCAGAAAAAAAGCUGAGUUGAUUAAGUUGUUUUAAAAAGUUAUUUGUAAUGCUUUUAACUAUUCAUUCCUUUGAUCUCAACCUCAUUAGAAUUUUACAACAUUAAGGUCAAGUAUGAUAAACAUCAUUUCUCGUUUACUCUCUUUUUUAAUCAUUUUAUCCUCAUUAGGCAUACCCUUUAUCCUCAUUAGGCAUACCCUACAAGCUCUUAUCUAUGUAGUUCUAAAAUUCCCUGUUUUUUUUUCCUCUUGCAGUUUAAACUUCAGCAAAGAUGGGAGUUACCUUUCCUGCUCCAGUGAUAAGGGUACAGUCCAUGUCUGGUCACUGAAAGAUCCUGAUAUGAACCCAGUUUCAACGUAAGCAUUUUAUCAGUGCAUUGCAGCCAUUAUAAGGCUCACCCUAAACCUUGUUUUAUCCCACCUGGAAUUACACAAAUCGCUCACAAACUCUUAUAAUUUAUAAUACAUUCUGUAUGAAAUUUGUCUAUAGGCUGAAGCCCCUUGUUGGUCUGCCUAAUGAAGUGAAGUCCUACGCGUCAUUCACUGUGACAGCUGAGUGUGCCUGCCUGUGUUCUUUUGGCACUGGGGAUGCCAUGUACGGUCAGUGCAAAUGUAGUAUACGGUUGAUCCUAGCUUUAAGUCCGUAUGAAUGACAGAGAAGAGUUCCUGAAAUCAUGUUGAAAAUCACAGGGAUCCAUGGAGAGCAUCCCUACCCUGAUUGCUGUAUUAAAGUUGUUUAUUAAUACAUUUGCAAAUUAAUAAAAGAGAAAGACUUUAUAUGCCACAUUAUUAGCCACCAUAGUAGGUUGAGCUGAUCCUUAGGCUGAGCUGAGUACAUUCAGAAAUAUAGUAAACAGAAUUUAGAUCGUCUCCCUGUGUGCUGCUAUACCAAAUUGGUCUAAUGUCGGGAUUUGGGUGUAAUGAUGUCAGGAUUUGGGUGUAAUGAUGUCAGGAUUUGGGUGUAAUGAUGUCAGGAUUUGAGUCUAAUGAUUUCAGGAUUUGGGUGUAAUGAUGUCAGGAUUUGGGUGUAAUGAUGUCAGGAUUUGUGUGUAAUGAUGUCAGGAUUUGGGUGUAAUGAUGUCAGGAUUGAGACAAAACAAGUGUCAUCAAAAAGCCUUAUUCCUCAAACAAAAGAGGAGGCAAGACAUAAUGGCAAGACAUCAUGGCAAGACAUCAUGGCAAGACAUAAUGGCAAGACAUAAUGGCAAGACAUCAUGGCAAGACAUCAUGGCAAGACAUCAUGGCAAGACAUCAUGGCAAGACAUCAUGGCAAGACAUAAUGGCAAGACAUCAUGGCAAGACAUAAUGGCAAGACAUAAUGGCAAGACAUAAUGGCAAGACAUAAUGGCAAGACAUAAUGGCAAGACAUCAUGGCAAGACAUCAUUGCAAGACAUAAUGGCAAGACAUAAUGGCAAGACAUAAUGGCAAGACAUCAUGGCAAGACAUCAUGGCAAGACAUCAUGGCAAGACAUAAUGGCAAGACAUAAUGUUAUCAAAACAAACCUCCAAAACAAAGUUUUUUUUGUAAAAAUCCUUUGUUUGCAAUUCAAUGGCUUUAUUAAGUCCAGGGGGGAGGGGGAGGGGGGGGAAUUAGUAAACAAAUCCAGGAUCAAUAUUACAUAUGAUUCUCUGUAACAAUGAACAACGUCAUAUCCCAUAAGCAAAAAAUCGCAAACACAAAGCACAUAGCAACAGCAACAGCUGCACAAUUAACCUCCACAACAAACAACGCACCCAUUAAACAAGGCAUUAACAUUCCACCCCUCUCCCCCCCCCCCACCCGAGUUUUGGGGUUGGGGCUGAAAAUUGGAUAGGAUUUGUUGUCAUCGGCAAUGAGUCUUUGCGCCAAGUUUCAGCUCAACAAUAGGAUGGGAAGUGGAUCAAUUAGCCACAAGAGAAAGAAAGAAACACAUGAACAAAAGCUAGUUAAUAUAAAGGAUUAAAAAAUUAAACGUAAUAAAUGAAUAUGGCUUGUAAAAAUAGGAGUAAUUUUUUCUCUGACCUUGUGAUAUUGUAUUAAAAGUUUCUGCAACAUAAUAUUCUUGCAUAAAUUUGUAAUUUAUAAUACUAUUUACACAUCUUAAAGAUAAACAAAUGUGGAAUUAUCAAUGACAAGGAAUUUAUUUAUUUUUUUUAUAUAUAUGUUUAGCUGUUUGCCUGGAUGGUAGUUUCCACAAAUACAAGCUUGGAAGGGAUGGAUCGCAGACAGACACAGGGAGGAACUGUUUCCGGGUGUCCUAUGACAUCUAUCCUAACCUGGGGGAACUGUUUGAUUAAUAAGAGCUGUGGUCAAAAUCCUUCUGUUCGCUUUAUUUUACAUUGAUAAUUAGACUCUUGAUAAGACUGGCUGGUGUGGGACAAUGCUAAAAUAUAUUACAUCUUAUGGUGAAGCUGACUUAUAAAAAAAAGGCUCUAAUUUUGUACAUUCAGUGAGACUGGUGCUUGACAAAUUUGAUUUCAAGCAUACUUAACUUUGAAGAGUUUAUUCCCCACAUUUCAUUCACAACCAUAAAAUAUCUUGCUAAUGGCAGAAAUAACCAGGGAUGAGAAUGUCUGGAAUAUAUUUCAGCAGAUGAAAGAAUGAGUUAAACUAUUUGGAGAAUAUCCUGAAGAAAGCAUGUUAUUAUUUUUUAUCCUUACGAUCCAGAUUUAUUUAAUUUAUUUAUAAUAACAGCCUCAUAAAAAUAUUUUUUCGCUUUUCAGCUCCCAUCCUGUUUUUAUUUGGCUGUUUGAAUUUUUCUGCAGUGCUGAAAUAAUGCAUUUACUGGUCAGAACAUAGAACUUGAUAAAAGAUAGAGCUCUAAAUUUUGUUAUUAUAAUUUUUUUCUUUCUUUAAAUUUGUGUUAAUUAACUUUUCUGACAUAAAGUUAAACAGAAAAGAUGAGAUGUUAAUUUAGCCCAAACGCUCUCCUCAUUUUGGUUGUGUAAAUCAGUUAAACAGCCAAUCUGGUACUGAAAUUUAUACAUCAGUUGUACCAGAACAAGUCACAUUGUAAAAUUGUUUAGUUAUUCCUGUAGUAGCUGAUUGAAUUUAACUGUGCACUUAAGCUUUGACAUUUUUUUUCCCCUUUUAUGUUCAGACUCAAAAUUUUAAUCCCAUUAUUUUUAAAACUGUACAUAGUAAUAAAAAAUAUUUUAUCACAUACAACAUGUCUGUCCUUCAUAUUAUAAUUUUUGUGUCUGAUAUUCAACCUGAAUUUUACUGAGCUUUAAAAAAAGCCAUUCAGAAAAGUCUUCAUCCAUCUACUUUUGUGUACAUUAUUAUUAUUACCUGUUUUCUGCUUUCAGUGUACAUUUUCCAAAUAAACCAGAGAUAUUGUCAGCAUUUGUCUAAAGUUUGAAAGUUCAGUGUGUGACCAUCUCCUUAAAAUGACAUUAAAUUGUGAUUUAUAAAGUUUUUAAUGUGAAGCUCUGCUGGCCGUUUGUUUUUCUCUCAACAGCAUUAAGAAUAAUUUGUGCUGGCACUAUAUGUUUAUCAUUCAAUAACAGCAAUAGUUUAUCCAUGGAUUUCAUUCUUUUACUGGUGCACAGAAAUAUGUUCUCAUAGUCAUACCAGCAGGCAAUCUACAGAGUGCUGAUGUCCUAUGUCACUGCAUUUGUUUGUUUUUGUAUAACUAUUUUUCAAUAUAUUCCUAUUGCUUGAGGGUGAGAUGACAUCACAAUUUCUAUAUUUUUAAGAAAAAAAUAAUGAGGUGUCGUUUAAAUGUCAGUAAAUAAAAAUGAUACAUUUUUACCACCUUAAAAGCCAGAAAAUAAAUGCUUGAAAACAAGCCAGCCAAAGGCAAGAGCAGAAUGAGAUCUGUGCGAACAACAUUUGAAAUACAAUUGCCCUUCUCUAUUUUUCUUUUUAAGGUGAGCCAAUUUCUGUUUUAUAAUUAGCAAGGUAAAAUCGGUCUCACUGUUUGUUUUUUAACAGAAUUUUAAAUGAAAUGGUGAUAAUGGUGCAGCAUUCUUUUUCUCAAAAAUUGUCCAAUGGAAUCAGAUUUGCUAUUGAUAAAUAUGCGAGUGUGAGCUUUUCUUCAUAAUUCAUCAUAUCAUUUUUAAAAAAAACAAAAACAAUUUUUUUUAGCAUAAAUUUUAUUUUCCAUACACAGAACCAAAGUUUGUUUAUAAAGAAUAAAUAAAUGAUUUACUAGGCAUUGGUUAAUUUGUACUGACAAGAUAGGUUAACUUGUACUGACAAGAUUGGUUAACUUAUACUGACAAAAUUGGUUAACGUGUACUGACAAGAUUGGUUAACGUGUACUGACAAGAUUGGUUAAUUUGUACUGACAAGAUUGGUUAAUUUGUACUGAUAAGAUCGACACAUUUUUUAACUGAAUUUUUUUCAAAGUGCAUUUUCCAGUCAAUGUAUUCUAUUCACUCCUGGGUUCUAGAGUUAAAGUUUUUUUCAUAUUCACUGUAACAGUUGAAACUGCCAAUUAUUUAAUCAUGUUUUGUUGCACAUGAAGAAUACCGGCUUAUAUCAUUGUGCUUUGUGAGAAAUAAUUUCCCAUCCAAUGUUUACUGCACCAUAAGGUUGUCACAUUGGCAAAUACCUUCUUGCACAAUAUCAUCACUUCCUUCCAUGGUGUCAGGCUUUUAAAUUUAGAAAUUUUGUUACAAUCGCACGGGAUUGGUGUAAUGAUAACAAAAUUGCUAAAGCAAAAAUAAAUAUAACUGAAGAUGGAGCAUACUGCGUGUUAAUUUUAAAAUGUCACUUUACCCAUCAACAAAACAUUCUAAGGGCCAUUUGAAAUAGUCUGACAUCAAAACAAAAAUGCUAAUAGUAGAACAUCUGGCCCUAAUGGGACAGCGGUCCCAGUGUUUCAUUCAACUGAAGCUGUUGUGAGAACUGAUAUGUCACCCCAGACGGACCAGGUGGUGGCUUUAACGCUUUGCAGACCAGCUGGAAAAUAGUUUAGACAGGCAUUAAUCCAUUGAUUUGAAAUCACAGAGUAUUGUGAGAAAUAAGGGUGUCAGAAAUAAAAGUUAUCAAUUGUGCAAUGAUUGUCUUCCAAUGCAGAUGACAUUUCCUACCUAACUUUCAGAAUUAUUUUACUUUAAAAAACAACAAGCAAGCAAAAACUGGUGAAGUUAUUAAACAGUUCUUUGAAUCAAGUAUCUGGCUAGUGUUUGUACUUUCCCCACUGUGCAAUACUUCAAUAUUUUACGCCACUCUGAUGUGAUUAAUCAAGGCUAUUGCAUAUCACAAAUCAAAUAAGCUGAUGCGCUUUAGUGUAAGAAAUAUUUAAAUGCUUAAUUUGAUUGAUGUGGAGUUUGGAUGGAGGAAAGAUUUUGAAGGAGUCUAAUGGGCAGAACAUUUUGAGAAGCACCAUCACAGCUGCCGUCUAAUCUUAGGUUGGAAAUUCGAUCUCAGCCACGAAUUUUGCCAUAAUCAAUGUUCGAUGAACUCAAAUGAAGAACACUGGAUUGGUUUGUGGCCAUAUGUAGCAAAAAGUUCUCUUGCCCUUCUUUCUGUAUUCUAUCAAUAGUUUUCAUGUCUAUUCAAGUGUCAGAUCAUUGGCUUCCUGUUACCCGCCUGAUCAAGUCAAAACAAUGAACGCAGAUGGUGUCUUAGUGUAACUAUCCCAGGCUAUUUUCAAGUAUAUCUUUUUCAUGUGAUUGAAUUAGUGAUAUUUUUGCAAUUUUUUUUUUCUUUUUAAAUGUGAAACCCA
Messenger RNA from Lymnaea stagnalis (great pond snail), 12201 nucleotides. Lineage: Eukaryota; Metazoa; Mollusca; Gastropoda; Lymnaeidae. The record is from the annotation of a GenBank genome assembly.